AUGGCGGGCGCGAGCGGGAGCCCGUGGGCGCUGGGGCUGCUGCGCACCUUCGACGCGGCCGAGUUCGCGGGCUGGGAGAAGGUGGGCUCGGGCGGCUUCGGGCAGGUGUACAAGGUGCGCCACGUCCACUGGAAGACCUGGCUCGCCAUCAAGUGCUCGCCCAGCCUGCACGUCGACGACAGGGAGCGCAUGGAGCUGUUGGAGGAAGCCAAGAAGAUGGAGAUGGCCAAGUUCCGGUACGUGCUGCCAGUCUACGGCAUCUGCCAGGACCCCGUGGGCCUGGUCAUGGAGUUCAUGGAGACCGGCUCGCUGGAGAAGCUGCUGGCCUCGGAGCCGCUGCCCUGGGACCUGCGCGUGCGCAUCGUGCACGAGACGGCCGUGGGCAUGAACUUCCUGCACUGCAUGUCCCCGCCGCUCCUGCACCUGGACCUCAAGCCCGCCAACAUCCUGCUGGACGCCCACUACCACGUCAAGAUCUCCGACUUCGGCCUGGCCAAGUGCCACGGGCUGUCCCACUCACACGAGCUCAGCGUGGACGGGCUGUUCGGCACGGUGGCCUACCUCCCUCCCGAGCGCAUCCGCGAGAAGAGCCGCCUCUUUGACACCAAGCACGAUGUGUACAGCUUCGCCAUCGUCAUCUGGGGUGUGCUGACCCAGAAGAAGCCGUUUGCAGACGAGAAGAACAUCCUGCACAUCAUGGUGAAAGUGGUGAAGGGGCACCGGCCGGAGCUGCCGCCCGUGUGCAGAGCCCGGCCACGGGCCUGCGCCCUGCUCCUGCGCCUCAUGCAGCGGUGCUGGCACGGGGACCCUCGCGAGCGCCCCACCUUCCAAGAAAUCACUUCUGAGACGGAGGACCUGUGCGAGAAGCCGGAUGAGGAGGUGAGGGAGGCCCAGGAGCCAGACGCCAGGAGCCCGCCGGAGCCCAGGAGCGAGGCACCCGUGUCCACGCCGCUCAAGCGGGCCUCCGCACCCACCUUCGACAACGACUACAGCCUGUCCGAGCUGCUGUCCCAGCUGGACUCGGGCAUCUCGCAGACGCUCGAGGGCCCCGAGGAGCUCAGCCGCUGCGCCUCCGAGUCCAAGCUCCCGGCUGCCAGCAGCGGCAAGAGGCUCUCCGGGGUGUCCUCCGUGGACUCCGCCUUCUCCUCCCGGGGGUCCCUGUCCUUGUCCUUCGAGCGGGAGCCUCCGACAAGUGACCUGGGCACCACCGACGUGCAGAAGAAGAAGCUGGUGGAGGCGGUGGUGAGCGGGGACACCAGCCGGCUCAUGAAGAUCCUGCAGCCGCAGGACGCGGACCUGGUGCUGGAGGGCGGCGGCAGCCUGCUGCACCUGGCGGUGGAGGCACGCCAGGAGGAGUGCGUCAAGUGGCUGCUGCUCAACAACGCCGACCCCAACCGGACCAACCGGAGGGGCUCCACCCCGCUGCACCUGGCCGUGGGGAAGCGCGCGCGCAGCCUGGUGGAGCUGCUGCUGGCCCGCAGGAUCAGCGUCAACGCUGCGGAUGAGGACCGCUGGACGGCGCUGCACUUUGCCGCGCAGAACGGGGACGAGAGCAGCACACGCCUGCUGCUGGACAGGAGCGCCUCCGUGCACGAGGCCGACUCCGAGGGCCGCACGCCUCUGCACGUGGCCUGCCAGCAUGGGCAGGAGGGCGUCGUGCGGCUGCUGCUGCGGCGUGGCGCGGACGUGGGCCUGCCGGGCAAGGAUGCCUGGCUGCCGCUGCACUACGCUGCCUGGCAGGGCCACCUGGCCAUCGUGAAGCUGCUGGCCAAGCAGCCGGGGGUGAGCGUGAACGCCCAGACGCAGGAUGGGAGGACGCCCCUGCACCUGGCCGCACAGCGGGGCCACUACCGCGUGGCCCGUGUGCUCAUCGACCUGCGAGCAGAUGUCAACCUGUGCAACCAGCGGGCGCAGACGCCCCUGCAUGUGGCCGCUGAGACGGGCCACACCAGCACCGCGCGGCUGCUGCUGCACCGGGGCGCCCGCCAGGAGGCCAUUACCGCGGAGGGCUGCACCGCCCUGCACCUCGCGUCCCGGAAUGGACACCUGGCCACCGUCAAGCUGCUGGUGGAGGAGAAGGCUGACGUGCUGGCCCGCGGGCCCCAGAACCAGACGGCACUGCACCUGGCUGCCGCCAGCGGGCACGCGGAGGUGGUGGAGGAGCUGGCCAGCGCUGACGUGCUGGACCUGGCGGAUGCGCAGGGGCUCAGCGCGCUGAACCUGGCCGCCCAGGGCCGGCACACCAAGGCAGUGGAGACGCUGAUCAGACAUGGCGCCCAUGUCAACAUGCAGAGCCUCAAGUUCCAGGGCAGCCAGGGGCCUGCUGGCCCGGUCCUGCGGAGAAGCAAGACCUAGCCUGGCGCGGAGACCGGCGCGCAUGGUCCUGUCCCGUUGUUGCGUUCCGCCGCGGGCGCAAUGGUGCCGGUCUGCCCCCUGCUUCCUGCCGGUGGCCAGUGGAGACUUGACCGACUCUGGACUGAGCGGCCGCCAGGAGCCUGCUGACUCCUGGCCGUGACCUGCCAGGCAUCUGGACGCAGGGGCCAGGGCGCACCUGGCCCGGCCACCUCUCGUGUGCCCGGCGUCAAGAAGGAUGGGGUCACCAGCCCGUCGUGCCCCUGGCUCUGACCCAGCCCUCGUGACCAGCUGAGGCGGGGAGGCAGCCGCCACCCUGUGGGCGCCGGGUGCGCAGGAGCUGUGGGCGGAGAUGCCUGCCCGGAGAGUCGCAGUGGGACUCUGUGUGGACUCUGCAGCCGCUGGGCACGGUGUGAGCUUGGCCUGAGGCUCUUAUGUGUGCUAUGGCUGACAGUCUCGUCUGCGAGGAGUGAGUGGAAGGUACCAGGGUUUCUAGAACACAAAUCUUAUCAGCUCUUUUACAUCUGCUUGUCCUUGACCGGUCAUCAUGCCCCCCUCCCCGCCACUGCUCCCUGCUCUUCUUGCCCACUGCCUGUGGUGCCCACGUCAGCAGGAGGUCGCCGCCCGGCUUCCGCGUGGGACCGGAGGUGGUCUCACCUGGUCAGACGGGCCGCCGCGUCGUCGGUUUCUUUCUCACUCUGGUUUUAGAUGAAGUGAUUGUGGUGAGUGCACUGCCUUGGAGUGCUGGGGGUGCUUUACAGACAGGUGCUGCCUGCAGGAGCCUCAGCUUUUGGGGUGUCACCACCAAGGCAGCCCUUGGAGAACACUGCACCAUCUCAGGUAGAAGGAUUGGAUUACAGAUUGCCCCCGUUCUCCGAGAGUAGGGUGCCCUGCUCAGUAUGACUUGGGAGAUUCCUCUGGGGGUCUAGGAACACUCAAAAAAAAAGUCCAUACGAAGUGAUGGUGAUAGUGUCCCCAGACAUCCAAAAAUAAGGGAUGCCUGCACCUGUUCCCAGUCCUUUAUUGUCACGCGUGCCCCUGGACACUGUGGCUGGAAAAGGUUUGCCGCAGGGCGUGACCCUGUGUGCAGACACGCCCUGUGGCCUGUGUGCAGGGUCUGUGUUACUCUGGUGGGCAUGUGAAUGUGAAUCUGCGGCAGGAGACCUGUUUUCCGUGAUAGGAAAUACCUGGCUGUUAGAACUGGCUAUGUUUUAAUACGCCUGUGCUUGUACUGUCGUGUUACUGUGUAUAGGGCGUGUGGAUGCCCACGUCUCUCUGUCAAUAAAGUGUAAUACUCUUUUACUCU
Messenger RNA from Talpa occidentalis (Iberian mole), 3658 nucleotides. It is a transcript of the gene RIPK4, whose product is annotated as receptor interacting serine/threonine kinase 4. The transcript is spliced from 8 exons. Gene Ontology annotation, biological process: protein phosphorylation. Gene Ontology annotation, molecular function: protein kinase activity; ATP binding; protein binding. The record is from RefSeq and is a predicted model, not a curated record. NCBI's taxonomy places the organism in Eukaryota, Metazoa, Chordata, Mammalia, Eulipotyphla, Talpidae. Gene Ontology annotation, cellular component: cytoplasm. The coding region runs from base 1 to 2355 and encodes 784 amino acids.